AGCUCCACGGCCGCCGGUACAGUCACUACUCCGCUUCCUAUCCAGACCGGUAUGGUGAGUGACUGUGAUGAGUUCCGGCUGAUCGUCAGUGGAGAUACCUGCGCGACCGUUGCCAGCGCCGUCGGAAUCUGCUUAGCUGACUUUUACGCCUGGAACCCAGCGGUGGGCGAUACUGGCGCUAGUCUGUGGGUGAACGACUAUGUCUGCGUAGGCAUCGGUAUGGCAAGCAACACCCCCAAGCGGUAUGGGGACGACUGCUAUGCCUUCCACUGGGUUGUCAGCGGUGACGACUGUGCGGAUAUUGCGAGCACCGCCGGAAGUACUCUAGUCGAGUUUAACGUGUGGAAUCCAGCCGUCGGUGAUACAUGCGCUUCGCUCUGGGUGGAUAAGUAUGUUUGCAUGGGAACUGCAUGA
Molecule: messenger RNA, 414 nt
Organism: Aspergillus saccharolyticus JOP 1030-1
Lineage: Eukaryota; Fungi; Ascomycota; Eurotiomycetes; Eurotiales; Aspergillaceae
Product: LysM peptidoglycan-binding domain-containing protein
Exons: 2
Source: RefSeq, a predicted model, not a curated record